AUGGCCAUCCAAAUGUCUUUCCGCAGCGCGCCGUUUUCUCGAAGCGCGCCGUCUCCUCGUACCGCACGGUCUACUCGCAGCGCGCCGUCGCCGCCGCUCCUCCUCGUCGUCCUCCUCGUCGCCGCCGCGCUCCGCCCUUCCCCCACUCUCGCCGCGCCAUCCGCAAGUCCCCCUCCGCCGCUUCUCAUCAUGCCCGCCGCUCCGUCUCCUUCCGCGCCCCUCAUCUCCCCCGCCCCCGGCUCGUCUUCCCCCGCUGCCCCUUCCCCCGUGCCGUCCGCCUCCGCCUUCCCCGCGUGCCCCUUGACGGGGAAGCUUCCGCAGAAGCCCAAAGUGGUACCGUCCAGGUGUCCCGGCGCAGCUGAGCUGUCGUGCUGUGAUUCGUGCACGGAUCUGAACUCGGCACUGAUGCUCGUGGGGUCCACGCUCGGCGAUCUCGUGGCGGCUAUCGACCCCGCGCUGCUGGAUUUUAUCAAUGCAACAAUUAAGGUGGGCUUACUGUACCUCGUUGUGCCUCGCGUGCUUCAAACGAAUCAUCUUGUGGCGGUUAUCGACCCCGCGCUGCUGGACUUAACAAAAGGGACAACCAAGAUCUGCAACCUGUUUGCCCGUCAGAUCAAGUGCGCGCAGGCCAUGGAGGACCUCGUCUGUGCCGCCACCACCUCCCCCUCCCUUUCUCAACCCUUCCCCCCCCUACCCCGUUCAGAUCUGCGACCUGUUUGCCGGCCAGAUCAGAUCAAGCGCGCACAGGCCAUGGAGGACCUUCUGUUGAUCGUUCUCCCCUCUAAAUUGAUCUGCGACCUGUUUGCCGGCCAGAUUAAGUGUGCGCAGGCCAUGGAGGACCUCGUCUGUGCCGCCCAAUGCAACCCGGACGCUGGAAAGUACAUCAAAUCCGCAGCCUCUGCUGCUGCUGGCGCUAAUGCUACCGGUCCCACCAUGACCGUGUGCCCAGCCUAUGCUGAAAAAGUGUUCGCCAGCUGCCAGGGACUGUCAGUUGGCGAUGGCGUAAGCCUGACAACCUUCAUCCCAGACGCAAAGAAUUUCAUGUCCAUGGUGGUGGGGAACAUCGUCAAAGUGCUGGGGGUGACGGGCUUCACGGCCAAAGUGGGAGCGACGUCCUGUUUUAUGGGCACAACCCAGUUCCCUCCCUACAUCGCAUGCUGCGAUCCUCUCGCCGUCCCUCCCACCUGCCCUGCUACAGCCAUCAACACCACUCGCUACGCCUCCAUAAUCAACAGACCAGUCAACUCCUCCUCCUGCCAAGCGGGGAUCCUCCCCACGCCCGCCCCUGCCCCCGCCCCUGCCGCCCCUCCCGCCCCUCCCGCACCUGCUCCCGCCCCUCCUCCUGAAUUCUCACCAGUACCUGCCCCUGCACCGGCUCCUGCUGUUGACAUUCCUCCCUCCUCUCCUCCCACUUCUCCUCCCACUGGCCUCCCCGUCGUUCCCAGCCCUCCCUCCCAAGUGGCUUCAGCCCCCCCUCCCUCUACUCCUCCCUCCUCUCCUCCACCCAUCACUACAUCCCCUCCUCCUCCUCCAAAGCCUGCCUCCCCGCCUGCAUCCACCUAUCUCUCCCUCCUCUCCUCUCUUCUCUCUGCUGGUGUUGCCCUGCUAGCACCUGCACUGCUGCUGUGA
Closterium sp. Naga37s-1 is the source of this 1629-nucleotide messenger RNA. The record is from the annotation of a GenBank genome assembly. Lineage: Eukaryota; Viridiplantae; Streptophyta; Zygnematophyceae; Desmidiales; Closteriaceae.